This is a messenger RNA of Diorhabda carinulata, 2550 nucleotides long. RefSeq lists its product as uncharacterized. NCBI's taxonomy places the organism in Eukaryota, Metazoa, Arthropoda, Insecta, Coleoptera, Chrysomelidae. Gene Ontology annotation, molecular function: ubiquitin binding; molecular adaptor activity; kinase binding. The record is from RefSeq and is a predicted model, not a curated record. Gene Ontology annotation, biological process: cell migration; negative regulation of organ growth; regulation of hippo signaling. Gene Ontology annotation, cellular component: cytoplasm. The transcript has 9 exons. Bases 122 to 1651 code for a protein of 509 amino acids.
GUUCACCUCCAACUUUAUUUGACAGGUGACAUAUGUCAUAAAAUCAAAUAAUCAAUAUAAACAUAUAUGCAAAGCAAAUAUAUGUUUGAGAAGUAAUUGAAGUUUAAUUAAAUUAUACGAAAUGGCCGAACUACAAAAUCCAUUACCUCCAGGAUGGGAUUGUAGAAGAGACGCAGCAACAGGAAAACUUUAUUAUAUCAAUCAUUAUACCAAAACCACAACAUGGGAAGAUCCAAGAGGAAAGCAUAGAAUCAUACAGAACACUCAGAAACAUCCUAACAGUGCUCAAAAUGAGUAUAUUCCAAUGCAGCACGGAACCCCAGAAUCACGAAGAAAUUAUGUGUACCCUCGUCAGAAUUCUCCUAUACCAGCAUUUCAAAUGCCAACACACAUGACUACUAAGAGUUUACCUUUGCAGGACAUGAAACCUAAAAUCAGUCCAUUAACUGUAAGAUCAUCUAAGGUUCAGGAUAGUUCGUUAAACUCAGCAGAUCCGGAGGAAGCAACUGUGGCCAAAAUUGCAGGAAUGUUUCCCACCGUACCAGAAACUCAUAUUAAAAUGCUGUUAAAAAAGUAUCACAGUCGUGAGGCUCUCGUAAUAAGUGCCUUACAAGUGGAGAAGUAUCCAAUAACGACGCCGGGUCCUUUUGCGACUCCUCCCCCCCAACGAAACAUUCACGCUACCCCUCCAUUGGGGUUUCGCGUUAAUUCUAGAUGCAACAGCCCUGGACCGACGGGCUCUCCCGCACCUGGUUGCUUUCGUAGUUCGCCUAGACCUCACUCAUCACCAAAAUUAAAAUUAAGGUAUAUGAAAUCCAUUUUCCCACAAGCAGAUGAAAUGAUUAUUUUGGAUAUUCUCCAAAAUAACGAUAGCAACAUACAAAAAACGUCUGAAAUUCUCAAAGAUAUGGGGUACGUACGAAAAGAUACGGUGAAAAUCGCUCAACAGAAACUUGAAGCGAAAAAAGAGGAAGAAAGGAAAGAGGAACAAGAAAUCGCAGCCGCAAAUGUACGUCCUCCAAUUAAAAAUAGCGAAGACAAGAAAAAAAUAAAAGCAGCAUUGCAAGACAAGUAUAAAGAUAUAGCGGAGCACUUGAUUUGUAUAGCUUUGGAAAGCGUGAAUUUCGAUGAAGAAAGAGCAAAUCAGAUAAUACAAAUAAUGAUUCAAGAGGAUCAAACUACUAACAAUAAAAAAGAUCAGGAUUCUGUGGAUGCAUUAAAUCAGCCCUCGACAUCUAGUGCCGUAGAUAUACCAAUUUCUCAAAGUAGACAAUCAUUAAAAUCUCUAUUGAAAACUGAAAAAGAACUGGAAAAGACCAGUUAUUCGCGGUUGGUGGAAGAAGAAUCGUCGGUAUAUAAGUCGCCGAAUUUAAGUAAUACUCGAGGACCAAAUCCCGAAUAUGCAAAAGGUGCCAACGAAAAAUUACUUUUGGAGGAUUACAUGAAAUGGCAAGGUCCCAAUUCCACUUUAUCAACAGGUAGUCUGGGAUUAGCGAAGGGACACAAUCCGAAUUUAUUAUCCAACAGAGGCUACAAACCUAUGGGACCGAAUAGAAAUCUUAUAAAAGGUCCACAAUGUGGCUUGUCUAAAGGCAGUAUAUUUUCGCAAUUCAAAACUGCCGUUUUUGUUGGAGAAACUCGUGGCGAUUAACGGUUUUGUAAUAUAAUAUAAAAGUCUAGAAUCUCUUGACGUGGAACCAUUGGGUCUCCAAUUGAUUACCAUUAACAGUACUUUCUACCAUUAACUACUUCAUUAUGUAUGUUGCACUUAAUUUUCAUUUUGAGUCGACUUAUCACACUGAUUUUUUAUGUUGUCCAAGGUAUAUGGAAUGUUUUGAAAGAACAAACAUGAGCGGAUUCGUUAUCUAUUUCUAUUCUUUUUAUCAGUUUGACUAAUUGCUCGUUCAAGUAAUCGAAAUUUUUCUUCAUACGCCAAGUAGCAAAUACGGGACGGGAACUUGUAGCGAGGGAGGGUAGUUAAGUCGAAUAACUUAAAUGAAUACCUGGCUGGAAAAACGUUGCAUGUAACGGAAAUUCAAUUGUUACUAUUGAAAUUUCUUUAACCUUUACUCCUAAGAUUAGAAACCGGUUGGGUAAACUGGUAUAAAUGUUAUUAUGGCUAAACGGUAUGUCUUUGUUAAUAAGGAUAGCUGAGCCUCCCCUUCCGUCAUUUCUAUCUUGCCGAAUGAUUGUGUAAUGUGGGAAAGCAAUGCUUUGAUCCAGUUUGAAAAAUGUUUCAUUCAGAAGAAUUAUGUCUGGCUGUUUUUCAUGUAUUAAAACUCUUAACUCCGAAUAAUUCGAAUAUAAACUUCUAAUGUUUCAUUGUAGAAUAAUUAAUUCUUUUUUCCUUUUCAUUUGUGCGUCAGAUUCAUCAGGGCUGUUUGGUAUUGGCAUCUCAUAUACUUCAUAAUUUUUUAUUGAGAUCUUGGUUAUGUUGGAUUGUGAUAUGUGAUUGUCAAGUCGUUUGGGAUAUGGAGGCCCAGGGCCCCCCGAAUUCAAUGAUAUGAGUGCUUAAAAUUAAGGUUAGGUUAAAAUAAGGAAAAUAAUAAA